Messenger RNA from Plasmodium vinckei vinckei, 432 nucleotides. RefSeq names its product inner membrane complex sub-compartment protein 1, putative. Lineage: Eukaryota; Apicomplexa; Aconoidasida; Haemosporida; Plasmodiidae. Bases 1 to 432 code for a protein of 143 amino acids. The record is from RefSeq and is a predicted model, not a curated record. The transcript is spliced from 4 exons.
AUGGGGAAUAUUGUAUCCUGUUGUUCACUAGAUGAAUCUAAAAAAUACGUAAACGAUGACGAAAUAUUGGAAACAUUUUCAAAUGCUGAGAUAAACGAAUUUAAAAACCGGCUAAAAAAUAACAUCCAAAUAGUUGUUCUGUUACAAGAUGGAACCAAAUUACCUUGUAAUUUACAAGCAAAUUUCACUGAAAAAACUUUAUGUAUAUCUUGCCACCAAAAGGUACGAAUGAUUAAUUUCAGUGAUAUUCGAUCAUUAUUGUAUGGAGAAGAACAAUUAAAAAGAGUAGAAACACAAGCAAAUUUAAUUAGUGGCAAUUGUUGUUUGGCGUUACAUUUAGAUGAUAGUGGUAAUUGUAUACCUAUAAAAUUUGAAGCAAUGAAAGACAAAAAUUUAUUUAUUUAUAUUAUGAGAGAUUAUAAAAAAAAUUAA